Candidozyma haemuli is the source of this 1857-nucleotide messenger RNA. RefSeq lists its product as uncharacterized. Lineage: Eukaryota; Fungi; Ascomycota; Pichiomycetes; Serinales; Metschnikowiaceae. The transcript is spliced from 2 exons. The record is from RefSeq and is a predicted model, not a curated record. Gene Ontology annotation, biological process: transmembrane transport; mitotic sister chromatid cohesion. Gene Ontology annotation, molecular function: S-adenosyl-L-methionine transmembrane transporter activity. Gene Ontology annotation, cellular component: Ctf18 RFC-like complex; mitochondrial inner membrane. Bases 1 to 1857 code for a protein of 618 amino acids.
AUGUCCUUUGACGCGUACAGCCAAGUCCAGUGGCUGAAUGACCGCAAGUAUAAGCUCAUGGAGCUUCUGGAUGAGCUUGUUGAGUACAUAGAGGAAAACAAGGGAAAAUUGACAAUCAGAUCACCAGAGCUGGUGGAUAACCACUUGGUGCUUUGCACUGAUGAUGAAACUUAUACCAUGCGUCAAAUGAACCACUCCAACACAAUGCUUCUCAUGAACGAUAUGAACAUUAAUCAGCUUGGUACAAAAUUCACUGGUCCUGAAUCAGCCCUAGUGGCGAUUGACCGGUCUUCGUACAUGUACGAACUCACGAAACUGAAAGGUUACAUUGAUACAGCCAAUAUACCGACGUAUCCAAGCGGCAAUGCCGAAGAGAGCAAGACUAUGGAGCAGCUUGAAAAUGAUUCUCCUAUAGAUGAAGGACAUUUCUACCUGCAAUGGUACGGGUUAUGCGGUAGCCAGGUAGAUGGCCGUGCUGUGAUUCUUGAACCAAGCUUUGUUACAGAAGCACUUUACACAGUUAUAUCAGUCUUGCUCUCCGAGAAGAAAGCAGACCAAGAGUUUGAUUUUGAUACGUUGGCAAAGCGGUGUUUGGUUCAGGAUCCCAAGCUAACGGAAGACUUUGUUUGCACUAUAUCCCAUAGAUUUGGCGAUGAAACAUCCCCAGGUAAGUUUACGCUAAAUCACGCCAAGUGUGCCUGGUGGUUUGGAGUAGAGACGAUGAAGAAUGCGUCGCCUGCUCUUCUUACUGAGAAAGAGUUCAUGCUCAAGUGGAAACUGGGCCUCCCGCCAUUCUUUAAUGCUUCCUUGGACUUAUCGCUUCUUCGAGGCAGAUUCUGUCGCCCAGAAAUAGGCAAAAUCAGAUAUCUCAAUUCAGAAAUGCUUUCGAGUGACCUACACACGCGAAUCAAAGAGUUGUUUCAAAUGUUGAAAGAAUGGGAUUACGACGAGUUUCUUGCAUUUAUCGAAGCCUUUAUACCUCCCACAAAGAAAGCCGACUCGAUCAUUUUGAAAUAUGCUAAGAAAAAGAGAAUUUCCAAAAACAAGUUCAUCAGUGGUGGAUGUGCCGGUACUAGUACCGAUCUCGCAUUCUUUCCUAUAGAUACUUUAAAGACCAGACUUCAAGCCAAAGGUGGUUUCUUCGCUAAUGGUGGCUGGCAUGGAAUCUACAAGGGCUUAGGCUCUGCUGUCGUGGCGCUGGCCCCCUCGGCAUCGUUGUUCUUCGUUACUUACGAUACGUUGAAGACUACCACCAAAGACAAAAUGCCCCAAACCGCAAGCCACAUGCUCGCUGCCUCUGCUGGAGAGAUCGCUGCUUGCCUUGUUCGUGUUCCAGCUGAGAUUGUGAAACAGAGAACUCAGGCAGGUCACAAAGGUGUGGGAGGCCAGGCAACACUGUGGGCUAACUUGAAGUACUUGCUUAUGAACAAGCUGGGAGAAGGAACUCUUCGUGGACUCUAUAGAGGAUGGAACUCUACAAUUUUGAGAGAAAUCCCCUUUACGAUAAUUCAAUUCCCACUUUACGAGAAACUUAAGCAGCUUUGGUCCGCAUACGAUAACAAGUCGAUUUCCCUUUUGAAAGGUGCCCUUUGUGGAUCUGUCGCUGGUGGUGUGGCUGCCGCUGCUACAACACCGCUUGAUGUGAUUAAGACACGUAUUAUGUUAAACAAAGAAAGAGUUGCUGUUACCGUAUUGGUCAAGCAGAUGAUUAAAGAAGAAGGUCCAAAGGUGUUUUUGAGCGGUGUUGGACCCAGAACUGCUUGGAUCAGUGCUGGUGGAGCGAUUUUCUUGGGAUGCUACGAAUUGACUCAUUCCGUUCUAGACAAAUAUGUCAAGGAUCAGAAGGCCCUUGAGUGA